AUGGCUCUCCGACAAAUAACCAGAGCCACAUGUCGCCAUCUUAACCGGCCAACCCUCUCCCUCCUCUCGAUCUACACCCAAACCCCCGCCUCCACCCCACCAUCCUUCCUCCUCCCGUCCUCCCACAGCCAUGGACUCCACCCCACCACAUGCACAACAACAAUCCAACGUCGAAACGCCGUAACCAACGCCCGUUUCCCCGUAGCGCCAAAUCUAGGACCUCAAUUCAUCAACGAAGCCCGGGUUAGAUUCCCCUACGACGAUGAAAUUACAGCUUACAAUCCCACGUAUAUCGACGAAACCGGGGCGUUAGUGGGGGUCUAUCCAAUCGAUCAAAUCCUCCGUGCUUACGAUCGGAAUAAAUAUCAUCUAAUCCAUAUCUCUGGUGUCGACCGAUUAACCGACGAAAGCGAGGGACAUAUCGUUCGACUUUUCCCAAAGAGUUUAUUACUUGAACGACUUGAAGCGGAACGACGUGCCGAACGUGAAGCUUCCAAUGCGGAGGAUGCAGACCUUCCUGGGUUUAAAAAGAAGAAGAAGAAGUCGGGGAAGGAUAUUACUAAGGAAGUACAGAUAUCUUGGGGGAUAGAUAAGAAUGAUCUAAAUACGCAUUUAAAGAAGAUUGGGAAGUUUUUGGAAAAGGGGAAUACGGUGGAGGUUAUGAUUGCUAGGAAGAAGAAACAGGCUAAACCUCCACAGGCGAAGUUGGAUGAGAUGAUGGAGAUUAUUGAGGAGUUUAUGUAUUAUAAUGGUGGGGUGGAUUUGAAGAAACGGAGUGGGGAGGUUGGUACGCAGCUUACUAUGGUGGUUCAGAGGCCCGAUGAUUGGGUGCUGCCGCCGCCGAGACCGAAGAAGGAGGUAAAAGAGGAUGAGCCGAUUGACGAGGUGGAGUUUGAGAAGCUGCAGAAGGAGAGGCAGGAGAGGAUUGAAAUCGAACAGGGUGGACGGGUUCAAGAAGGGACGGGGGAGAAGAAACAUGUUCCAGCGUGGCAGGCGAGAGGGGAGGUUUCUUAA
Messenger RNA from Orbilia oligospora ATCC 24927, 1014 nucleotides. RefSeq lists its product as uncharacterized. Gene Ontology annotation, biological process: mitochondrial translational initiation; ribosome disassembly. The record is from RefSeq and is a predicted model, not a curated record. The coding region runs from base 1 to 1014 and encodes 337 amino acids. Gene Ontology annotation, molecular function: ribosome binding; translation initiation factor activity. Gene Ontology annotation, cellular component: mitochondrion. NCBI's taxonomy places the organism in Eukaryota, Fungi, Ascomycota, Orbiliomycetes, Orbiliales, Orbiliaceae. The transcript has a single exon.